CUUUCCCACUCUUGGAAUUUUCACCGAGUGGACAGCCAUUUCUGAUGUUGCUUGGAAUGUUGGGUGCGGGAAAACCCGAGUUUCCGGAGCGUCUUGCUGCCUUUUUUGGCAGUUAAGAUCUGUGCUUUUGCAUGUUGGAGUUCUGUUCUUGGUUUUCUGAUGGUUGUAAUUCCUCGGUCCUCCUUCAGCAUGUCCAGAUCUUCGGAUGAAUUGGUUCCCGAGUCUUGGAAUUGCAAAUAAAAAAAAGAAGAGAUUUUUAGAGAGAUCUAUCGGCCUAUCAAAGAGUUCGGAUGAUGUGACGACUAUGGUGAAAAUGCCAGAGUUGAUCUGCUGAUCUUGACCUAGGCAUUGGAUCUAGUUUUCCUCCGAUUGAGACCCUUAUCUCUUGCGAUGCCUACAACCGUUGCCUACAGAACACAGCUUAAGUAGAUUUUCUGACCCAAGUUCCAAGAAAGGAUUGGCCACGAGUUGUAGGGGGAAGUAGUUUUCCGCAAACGAUGAGGAACUGCCACGAAUUUAGAAUGUUGCUGAAAAAAUGCCAGACAUUCAGUUAGGCACUCACACAGUGAGAUCCCAUGGAACACAAGUUGCAAGAUUUCACAUGCAUGACUGGUUCAUACUCAUACUCCUUGCUAUAAUAGAUGGAUGCUUGAAUAUUAUAGAACCUUUUCAUAGGUUUGUUGGAAGAGACAUGAUGACAGAUCUGAGAUAUCCACUGAAAAGCAACACAGUACCAUUUUGGGCUGUUCCGUUGAUUGGAAUUCUAUUACCUUUUGCAAUAAUCAUUGGAAUUUACGUCAAAAGGAAGAAUGUGUAUGAUUUGCAUAAUGCCGUACUAGGCUUGCUCUUCUCGGUACUUAUAACUGGAGUUUUAACCGAUGCAAUAAAGGAUGCCGUUGGUCGACCACGACCAGAUUUCUUUUGGCGAUGUUUUCCUGAUGGAAAAGCUGUCUAUGACAACAUAACGACAAAUGUUAUAUGCCAUGGGGACAAUAGUGUUAUUAAAGAAGGGCACAAGAGUUUUCCAAGUGGACAUUCGUCAUGGUCUUUUGCAGGUCUAGGUUUUCUAUCAUGGUAUCUUGCAGGGAAACUCAAGGCUUUUGAUCGUCGGGGCCACGUUGCAAAACUGUGCAUUGUGUUCCUUCCUCUGCUUUGUGCAUCUCUUAUUGCAAUUUCCCGAGUUGAUGACUACUGGCAUCAUUGGCAAGAUGUGUUCACAGGAGGUUUUCUAGGAUUGGUAAUUGCUUCAUUUUGUUACCUGCAAUUCUUCCCACCACCUUAUGAUAUAGAUGGUUGGUUUCCCCAUGCAUACUUGCAUGCAAUGGCUGACUCCAGACACAACGAUCAACCGACUGCAAACCCUCUUCAGUCAAACCCUCUUCAGUCGAGGCCAUCAGAGAUCGAGACUGUUUAUGUUUCAUCCGAGGGUCAAGAUGGGAUCCACUCGAGGGACACAAGCUCGAUUCUGGACUCGAUGGAGGCUGGGAGAAGACAGUGAGUUCGACGCUGGGAUGCUGCAUGAGUGUAGCCUAGAUUUUCCACAUCCGAAUAGUUGGAAACAUGAUUCAUCAUCUCUUCUUACCUCUCACCAUGUUUUCAUUCUUGAUCCCCAGCAACUGCUUUAAUUUCCCCUUCAAAUGGGAAAUUGAAGGCAGUGUGUAAGAUUCAUUCUUCUCUCUUCUUCCUGCUGUGUAGGGAGGGUCUCUCCUCUGCUCUCUAUGUAUACAUGAUGAAGUCCAACAUCUUGUUUAAGUUAUUCUGCAUGCUGAAACAUUAGAAUUGUCGAAACAUGUAGCCAGUGAUGGAGAAAUCUUUCCCUGGCACCAAAACUGUAAUUGGUAAAGACUGUUUGACUGUUCGAUCCA
Musa acuminata AAA Group (dessert banana) is the source of this 1865-nucleotide messenger RNA. RefSeq names its product lipid phosphate phosphatase 2-like. Gene Ontology annotation, molecular function: phosphatidate phosphatase activity. The transcript has 8 exons. The coding region runs from base 536 to 1498 and encodes 320 amino acids. Gene Ontology annotation, biological process: phospholipid metabolic process. The record is from RefSeq and is a predicted model, not a curated record. NCBI's taxonomy places the organism in Eukaryota, Viridiplantae, Streptophyta, Magnoliopsida, Zingiberales, Musaceae.